AUGCAGCUGUCGCUUUCCACUUUCUUGACCUUGGGCCUUGCCCUUGUGCAGACCUCUUCUGCUGCCCCGGCACCCGUCAGUGCUCUGAGCAAGCGAACCGUUGACAAUCUUCCCCCAAGUGACCAGUUCAUAACUUGCCCGGGAUACCGCUAUAGCCGCGCCCAAGUUGAAACAGCUAUCCAGCGAGGCAUCACCAACACACCGACUAAUGGGCCCCAACCGGGCGGCUACCCCCACGUCUUCGGCAAUAACCGCAAGCUAAAGUUCUCCGACGCAUGCGCGGGUAAGAAGUUGUAUGAGUUCCCCAUUCUGCACGGGGACAGUGUCUACGGUGGCGGUGAUGCCGGCGCCGACCGGGUUGUGUUUUAUCUCUACACUUCCAACCCAGACACGGACCCAACGGAGAAUGGUGCGUAUUGCGGUGUUAUGACCCAUGACGGUGCGGUUAGGAAUGAGUUUGCGCUGUGCCCGUCGAAAGAUUAA
This is a messenger RNA of Penicillium antarcticum, 483 nucleotides long. RefSeq lists its product as uncharacterized. The transcript has 2 exons. The coding region runs from base 1 to 483 and encodes 160 amino acids. Gene Ontology annotation, molecular function: RNA nuclease activity; RNA binding. The record is from RefSeq and is a predicted model, not a curated record. Lineage: Eukaryota; Fungi; Ascomycota; Eurotiomycetes; Eurotiales; Aspergillaceae.